AUGGUCAAGAUCACCAUCCUCGGCGCCGGCAUCACAGGCAUGAUGACCGCCCUCACCCUCCCCCACGACCACGACAUCACCAUCGUUGCCUCGCACCUCCCCGACGGCAGUGACGACCUCCACACCAAAGCCUGGGCCAGCCCGCACGCCGCCGCCGUGUGGGUCGGCGUGCACGCCUCUUCCCCACGCGAGCAGCGCAUGCAGCUCGACGGCUUCGCCGGGCUGUGGCGGCUCGCCUGCACCCACCCCGAGUCCAGCGUGCGCCGCAUGCACAUGACCGAGAUCAUGGACCGCGGGACCGCGGACGACGUGUGGUACGCCGGCAAGCUGCCCGGCUUCCGCUUUUUGGCGGCAGACGAGCUGCCGGAAGGUGCGUUGUACGGGAUGGCGUACGAGACGGUGACGCUGCUGCCGCGGGUGUUUUUGGGGUGGAUGUAUGAGCGGUUGAAGGGGAGGGGGGUAAGGUUCGUGAGGACGCGCGUGAGGGCGCUGGGCGAGUUGAGCGGGAUGGGUCAUGAUGUGCUCGUCAACGCGGCGGGGCUGGGGGUGGAGCGGCUGAAGGAUGUGAGGGAGAUGGAUUUUAUACCGCAGCAUUUGCAGGUUGUGAUUGCGGAGGCGCCGGGGUACGAUCGCUUGUUCAUUCGUCGCGGGGAGAAUGGGUAUUAUUCGACGGCGUUUGCGCGGAUGGACGGCACGGCGUAUGUGGGUGGGGUGCUGACCGAAGGGAGGAGGGAGUUGAAGCUGUCGGAGGAGGAUCGGUCUCGGAUCUGUCGGCAGGCACAUGAAAACCAGCCAGAUGUUUUUCCCUCUCCUGACCCGAAGGACUGGCCGAUUGUGACGGAUCAUGUUGCUGUGUACCCAACGGUCGUUACGCGCGCUGGUGUGAGGUGUGAGAAGGAGACUAUCGAUGGCCAGCGCGUGAUACACGCCUACGGGCAACAUGCUGGCGGCUAUGUCUUCAGCUACGGUCUGGCUCGUGAGGUGCGCAACCUGUUGGAUGAAUAUUUAUUUGAGAUUCCAGUUGAAUCCAAGUUGUGA
Messenger RNA from Lasiodiplodia theobromae, 1038 nucleotides. RefSeq names its product Aromatic amino acid aminotransferase. Gene Ontology annotation, molecular function: D-amino-acid oxidase activity; FAD binding. The record is from RefSeq and is a predicted model, not a curated record. The transcript is spliced from 3 exons. Bases 1 to 1038 code for a protein of 345 amino acids. Lineage: Eukaryota; Fungi; Ascomycota; Dothideomycetes; Botryosphaeriales; Botryosphaeriaceae.